This is a messenger RNA of Sipha flava (yellow sugarcane aphid), 1202 nucleotides long. It is a transcript of the gene Oda, whose product is annotated as ornithine decarboxylase antizyme 1. Gene Ontology annotation, biological process: positive regulation of protein catabolic process. Gene Ontology annotation, cellular component: cytoplasm; nucleus. Gene Ontology annotation, molecular function: ornithine decarboxylase inhibitor activity. The record is from RefSeq and is a predicted model, not a curated record. Lineage: Eukaryota; Metazoa; Arthropoda; Insecta; Hemiptera; Aphididae.
CCUCUUGCCUGUAGGCCUUGUGCACGGCUGUAAGAAAUCCAUCCCAUCCAUCGUGUGUUGUUUGUUCAUUGUUUUCUUCUCGCUGCUCGUUUUUAUUUCGAUCCUCAUUUAAUCGUCGUCAUUUGGGCUCUGAAGACCUUCGCCGGUUCUGAAGCAACACACUCGGACACCACCAAGUUUCCGGCUAAAUUUUGGUUUGCAAUUAUUCGCUGUGGAGGUUUUAAAGGUGCCGCGUGAUCAUGGAGAUGAUAUCAAGUAGUAAAAACGGUAGUAAUAAGAGUAAUUUGUUGUCCAUAAUGCGUAACUGGCAAAUGGCGUGCGACGGUAACAUCAACUCUUUGUCGGACGCCGAGCCCUCGCAGUACUCUAUCUCUCUUUGCCCUGGGCCUCAGUGGUGGUCCUGAUGUCCCCCAUGCCGCAAUUGUAGCCAAGCGCAACAGAGAGGGCAGCAGCGGCAUGGGCAAGCUUAUUCAAUCGGAGCUCUCUGUACUGGAGUCUAAACCAGUGCAUGAAUAUGAAUUGUUGGAGGAUGUCAAGAAACAAUACGCAGUUCGGAUCACGUUCAAAAUGCAGAUUACAGCUGACAUCGACAUUCAAUGGGAUACUAUACUGUCUGGCCGUAAACUUUACAUACAGGUGGCAGAUGCGCAAAGACCAGUCGGGUCUAAAGAAGGUUUUUUGGCUAUGUUGGAAUAUGCAGAAGAAUAUUUGAAUGUAUCUCAUAUAAUUGUCUGUUUUGCUAAGAAUCAUCCUGAGCGCAACAUCUUGGUCAGAGGCUUUAUGUUUUUGGGAUUCUCCUUGCAACCACCUGGGCUCAAUAAUUGUACCACAUGCUGCUAUUGAUAACUGUAACCAUUAUAUGGUAUAUGAUGUUGAAUCAUAAAUUAAUGAAGUUUCUUUUGUCCUUAAAAUAAAAUUACAUUAAAGAAAAAUAAUUACAAAAUUACAAGUACUUAAAUUGUAGGAACAUAGUUUGAUUCAAUUGUCAAUGCUGCCACAUGCCCUCUUUGUUGCUCUUAACAUUAUUAUUAUUAAAUGUGUAAAUUUGAUGCUUAUUUAAUCUUACAAUAUUUAUGUAGUUUAUUUACUUUAUAUUUUUAAUCAUUUUUAAAUCUAUAUUUUGCUUUUGUUUGUUAUCAUACUUACAUAGUUAAUAAUUUGAACAUAUUUUUUUUAACAAUUGUGUAAAUUGAAUAACAAUU